Hyaloscypha bicolor E is the source of this 1970-nucleotide messenger RNA. RefSeq lists its product as uncharacterized. Gene Ontology annotation, molecular function: DNA binding; DNA-binding transcription factor activity, RNA polymerase II-specific; zinc ion binding. The record is from RefSeq and is a predicted model, not a curated record. Lineage: Eukaryota; Fungi; Ascomycota; Leotiomycetes; Helotiales; Hyaloscyphaceae. Gene Ontology annotation, biological process: regulation of DNA-templated transcription; DNA-templated transcription. The transcript has 6 exons. The coding region runs from base 1 to 1746 and encodes 581 amino acids.
AUGUCAACCAAUGCCAAUGUAUCUUCGACUCGGCAAAGGGCCACCUUAGCAUGCGAUGUGUGUCGCUCUAGAAGAACAAAAUGCGAUGGCGUCAAGCCGUCUUGUUCGUUUUGCGAAGCACACGGCAUACUAUGCAACUAUCGUAGCGCCGCUCCUCUGGCUCCGUCAAGGACUGAACAGGAACUUUCUUCCAUAAAGGAGCGCUUGGAAUAUAUGUGCAGCUUGUUGUCCAAUUCCGGGAUUUCAGGGAGCAUUGCAGGCAUCUCUUUACCUAGAUUUGGUGGAUAUCCCAUGGAUGAGUCAAUCAUCAGUCGGAAUUGGCGGUCAGAGUUUCCUUUUAUGACAAUUCAAACGCCUUCGAUGAUGCUCCUGCUUGGGCUCAAUCCAAGGCUUGCGGCUCAAAUGGUCACAGAGGAGAGGACUGGUGUGUCCACCUUGACGCCACCUGGGGAAUUUCGUGGCUUUAAAAUUCAGUACCAAGAUGCAAUAAGUGCGUUUGGGACAUUCUACAAGAAGAUACAUCACUGGUACCCUGUCUUGCCCCCUGACUGUUUUGACAUCUAUCUCGACAAGAUCAGUGGCAAUCUUGAUUCUUCCUCGGACUCCUGUCUUGUUCUUCUUAUAGCUGCUAUUGGUUCAGUAGCUCAAUGUUCUUCCUUUUCAGUUGCCUAUGAACAGCAACCUGAUGCCAGCUUUAUUGCAGGAGCUCUGUCGAUGCUCCCGAAUGUGAAUUUUGAGUUCAGUUUAAGGAGCGUUCAAUGCCUUGUUCUUCUGAGCAUAUAUUAUAAUUGCAUUGGAAAACCAUGUCAGGCGCAUGACUACAUCUUGAUGGCUUCCUAUAAGGCGCAAGCCCUUUUCAAAUGCCACCUUUACGACGGCGACGAUGCGACGAUGGAAAUCCUCAGGAGGUCUUUUUGGUCUAUUCUUCUAAUUGAAACGGAACUGGGCUAUCAUAUCGAUAUGCCUGAAAGCAACAUAUGGAAAUUCGAUGAUCGAAUCCUUCUUCCAGGAGUACACGACAGUUGGCAACCAUUUCGUGAUGAUCAGCGCCACUUACUAGACCAAAUACUGCUGCCUGACCACUCCGCAAUCACCCCAAACGAUGCGAAAGCCUACUUCUUAGCCGAAAUCUCGAUGUGCCGCAUGAUUCGACGCUGCACUACUUCUGUGACGAUAUCUCAUAAUAAAGAGGUCUAUGCCCCCAUAGUUGCCGUCGAGCUUGCGCACCAACUCGAGAGCUGGUAUGACCAUCUUCCCCUUGGCCUUCGCUUCGAGCGCAGUGCUAUACCCGCCCCCGAUGACGCCAUGCAUUAUGCCAGUCCGCACUCGCUUUCCACCCUGGCUGCCGUUACCAACUUUCUGCAGAUGCAAUACCACCUUGUUCUUGCAGGUAUCUAUUGGCCUGCGAUUUACAGUAUAAUAUAUUCAGAUACACCGGCGGCAAAAACUCUUGCCGACAGCGCGCUAUUUUUCGGAGCAUACACCGGCUUUAUCACCAGUGCAGCAGGAGCCAUACGAUCUUGUCCGCAAGGCCCUUGGAGUAUUCACGCUAGUAUUUUCAUAACAACAAUGGCAGCCCUUAAAGGCACCCAAUCACCCAGCCUUCGUCCCGUUAUCUCAUCGACUGUCAUACGGUGUUUUACCGUCGCUGCAGAAAUUUUCCAAACUUCCCAAGCUAUACCACUUAGCCCUUCCCUGCGUAGAAUCAGAUCGAUCUUGACGGAGCAUGUGGGAAACAAGAUCUGAAUCGAAAGUUCAGUGUCUUGCAUUAAGAAUGAAAGUGAUCGCCAAUAGAACCUCCUUUAACGUGUUAUUAUUUGAAGAAGGAUCUGUGAAUUAUUCAUCCAUAUCAAUCGCUAUUGUUGAUCUAUAUCGCGGUACUUCUUUACUUCGGUAGCAUUGACGUUGCAAGGCAGGAAAGUUCUCAGACACUACUGAUUCAUUUCCUGUAAUAUAACACAAAACUCUAG